ACGAGUGCAACGCACGUUCCAUAAUAGAGAAGUCGAUAAAAAGAUAUUUCCGAAGGCGUGAGUGAACAAAACUCCAUUUCCCGCUACGCUACUGCUUCGAUUUCGAGGUGGAGCUCCUUCCAACUUGUAAACCCUUCCCAACUGCAAAGGGUUUUCGCCCUUCCGAUACGGAAUGUCCGCUCUCACAUCUCUCUCACUCUCUCUUCGCACACUCUCCCUCCGCCCCAAACCAACAACCUCACUUUCCGCUUCACUCUCUGCAAUCCCAGGAACAGGAAGUAGCGAUGGAUCUAAAACCAAAGUACCUCCCCGCAAAAGAACGAGGAGAAUAGAAGGCCCUAGAAAGAGCAUGGAGGACUCCGUUCAACGAAAGAUGGAGCAGUUUUACGAAGGCUCCGAUGGGCCUCCGCUUCGCGUUCUGCCCAUUGGCGGUUUGGGAGAAAUUGGGAUGAAUUGCAUGCUAGUCGGGAACCAUGACCGCUACAUUCUCAUUGAUGCUGGUGUCAUGUUUCCAGAUUAUGAUGAACUUGGAGUUCAAAAGAUUAUACCUGAUACCACGUUUAUAAGAAAGUGGAGCCACAAGAUUGAAGCGCUUGUCAUAACGCAUGGUCAUGAAGAUCAUAUUGGUGCGUUGCCUUGGGUCAUUCCAGCAUUGGAUUCCAAUACACCAAUUUUUGCAUCUUCCUUUACAUUGGAGCUUAUGAAAAAACGUUUGAAGGAACAUGGUAUUUUCGUUCCAUCUAGACUCAAAGUAUUUAGAACAAGGAAGAAGUUUGUGGCUGGGCCAUUUGAGAUAGAACCCAUCAGGGUGACCCAUUCUAUUCCUGAUUGUUGUGGACUAGUUCUUCGCUGUUCUGAUGGUACUAUUCUUCACACUGGGGACUGGAAGAUUGAUGAAACACCACUUGAUGGGAAAGUUUUUGAUCGUGAAGCUUUAGAGGAACUCUCUAAAGAAGGAGUGACAUUGAUGAUGAGUGAUUCAACAAAUGUACUCUCACCUGGAAGGACAAUUAGUGAAUCUGUUGUGGCAGAUGCUUUGUUGAGACAUAUUUCAGCAUCUAAAGGAAGGGUUAUUACUACCCAAUUUGCAUCAAAUCUACAUCGGCUUGGUAGUGUGAAAGCUGCUGCUGAUUUAACUGGCAGAAAGUUGGUAUUUGUUGGCAUGUCUUUAAGGACGUAUUUAGAUGCAGCUUGGAAGGAUGGAAAGGCUCCAAUUGAUCCAUCCACUCUGGUGAAAGCAGAGGAUAUUGAUGCUUAUGCUCCAAAGGAUCUGCUAAUUGUAACAACAGGUUCUCAAGCAGAACCACGUGCUGCCUUGAACCUUUCAUCUUACGGAAGUAGUCAUGCUUUCAAACUAACCAAGGAAGAUGUUGUUUUGUAUUCAGCUAAGGUUAUCCCUGGUAAUGAGUCUCGUGUGAUGAAAAUGCUAAACCGCAUAUCAGAGAUUGGAUCAACAAUUGUUAUGGGGAAAAAUGAAGGUCUGCACACAUCUGGUCAUGCAUAUCGUGGAGAAUUGGAAGAAGUACUUAGAAUAGUGAAGCCACAACAUUUUCUUCCAAUCCAUGGAGAACUUUUGUUCCUGAAGGAACAUGAAUUACUUGGAAAAUCAACUGGGAUACGGCACACUGCUGUUAUUAAGAAUGGAGAGAUGCUUGGUGUUUCACAUUUGAGAAAUAGAAGAGUUCUUUCCAAUGGUUUCAUUUCCCUUGGAAAAGAGAACUUACAGUUGAAAUAUAGUGAUGGCGAUAGAGCAUUUGGUACAUCUAGUGAUCUCUUCAUUGAUGAAAGAUUGAGAAUCGCAUUAGAUGGCAUCAUUGUCAUUAGCAUGGAAAUAUUUCGCCCUAAAGUUUUAGAUGGUUCGGCUGAAAACACCUUGAAAGGGAAGAUAAGGAUUACCACGAGAUGCUUAUGGCUUGACAAGGGGAAACUGAUGGAUGCACUCUACAAAGCUGCCCGUGCAGCUCUUUCAAGCUGCCCUGUAAAGAGUCCACUUGCUCACAUCGAAAGAAUUGUGUCUGAGGUAUUGAGGAAGACGGUGAGGAAGUACAGUGGUAAACGGCCUGAAGUUAUUGCCAUUGCCAUAGAAAAACCUGCAGCCAUUCUUGCUGAUGAGAUAAACACGAAAUUGUCUGGCAAAUCCCAUGUGGGUCUUGGAAUGUCAGCCUUAAGUAAAGCGGUGGAUGGACAUAGGAAGGGAAAUCAGUCCACUGCACUGCAAGUUAAAGAUGAUAGUAUUGGUAAUGCAAGUGGAGCAGGGGGUGAUUUAUCCGAUGAAAACAACACUGCAAGUGGGCCUGAGGGUUAUUUAUCCGAGGAAGACAACACUGCAAGUGGGGCCGAGGGUGAUUUAUCUGAGUCAGAGGAUUCAGAUGAAUUUUGGAAACCAUUCAUUACAUCAUUACCAGUUGAGAAGUCAAUCAGUGCUGACAAUAGUUAUGUUUCACAAAAGGAGCAAAAGUCCAAUUUGAAGAAAGAUGAUUCUGAAGACAUUGAUGAAGCCAAGUCAGAAGAAACGUCUAAUUCUGAACCCAAGCUUUCAAAAUUAGUUAAGAGAAAUAAAUGGAAAACUGAGGAAGUUAAGAAGCUGAUUGGUAUGCGUGGGGAACUAAGUGACAGAUUUCAAGUUGUGAAGGGAAGGAUGGCCCUCUGGGAAGAGAUUUCUCAAAAAUUGUUGGCUGAUGGGAUCAGCAGAAGUCCCGGACAGUGCAAAUCUCUGUGGACAUCUUUGGUAGUCAAAUAUGAGGGGAUUAAGAAUAAAAAUGAUAGCAAGAAAAGUUGGCCAUACAUAGAAGACAUGGAAAGGAUAAUGUCUGAUAAAGAAGCCCCUGCAACAAAAUGAUUGGAAAUAUGGUGGACACUGGUCAGUAUAAUAAAUAUUUUGGAGAGCCAUCUACAUUAAAAUUGUUGAUAAGUUUGAGCAUGGUGGCCAGGAAGAUAAUCCAUGACUUGCAUGACAUUGAAGAUCCAUAGUUUUUUGAAGGCUGAGGGAUACACAAACAUAAAGGGGUUGGCUUUCAUACUGACACGGGAAUAUCUGGGUUUAGGGGUCGUUUUAUUCUCCACCUCAAAUGCCUGUCCCCGUUUUUUAUUACAUUUGUCCAAUAUAUGUCAUAAUUAAUUUAUUGUUUUUGUUGGUGGCACAUAUUGGGUGCCCUAGGAAACCAUGGAAAUGUCUACAUUUUGGCCAGACAUUGAACUAUGGAAAGAGUUUUGAUGCUUUUACUCGCCAGUGCCAACUUAAAUUCCCUGGCUUACAUAUUUAUUUGUUCUUUUUUGGUUCA
Molecule: messenger RNA, 3281 nt
Organism: Glycine soja
Lineage: Eukaryota; Viridiplantae; Streptophyta; Magnoliopsida; Fabales; Fabaceae
Product: ribonuclease J-like
Exons: 17
Coding region: 173-2839 (888 amino acids)
Source: RefSeq, a predicted model, not a curated record